UGUACUGCACGUAGAAUUGUAGAUAUACAGGGAUGCCAUGCUGUGAAUGUCUAAGGUGCAUGUCACACUCCAGUCCAAUGUCCACAUUAUGUGUGUGAGUGCAAUGCUGGCCAUGAAUGUACAUGCUUUAGCUGAGCUCCCAGCCAGUUGGCCAAUGUAAAUGUCUUGCACUAAGGAGCUCAGCAAUGAUUCAUGGGUAGCUAGCAAGUGAGCAUGCAAUCUCUACGACUUGGUGAAAUCUUGUCAUAAACUAUUCUGAGGUUCAGAACUACUUUCCCUUAGGUUGAAGGAACAUUGAGUGGCAACACUCUGAAUGUUAUCAAGUACACAGUCAUUCCUCUGGAGAAGGCCAAGAACUGCAAAGGUACAGGUGAAGGGGGCAAAGAUGGAGAAGGAAGUGAAGGUACAAAAGCUCCAGGGGACUCGGAAGAGCCGUCAUCACGUUCAGCUGGUUUCCAGUGUCAUUUAUUUUGGCCUCUUCUCCUCCUCUCACUCAUCACACUCAAAUGAAUCAAUGUCAUCACUGCAAAAAUUCUUCUGCAGAUUAGCUAUGUUUAUAGGAUAAUUAUGAUAAAUGAAGGGAGCA
Geodia barretti is the source of this 586-nucleotide messenger RNA. NCBI's taxonomy places the organism in Eukaryota, Metazoa, Porifera, Demospongiae, Tetractinellida, Geodiidae. The record is from the annotation of a GenBank genome assembly.